Molecule: messenger RNA, 244 nt
Organism: Geodia barretti
Lineage: Eukaryota; Metazoa; Porifera; Demospongiae; Tetractinellida; Geodiidae
Source: the annotation of a GenBank genome assembly
GAGACCAAAUCCACACGCCACUGGGUCAGAAAUGGAAGGACAUGGUCCUCCAACAUAAGACGUGUGAGGUCAUGGAUGGCAGCGGAGUACUUCAGGUAUGCUUUCCUGUCCCCUGUGGAUCCUGUUGUGUGCUGAGCUAGCUCUAGGUCGAGCUUAUGACACUCUGCCUCCAGGAGAGUCCACAACUUCAUGAAGAUCCCCAAAGAGAUGUGGAGAUCAGGCAAACUUGCCUGUGAAAUUGAGU